Henningerozyma blattae CBS 6284 is the source of this 1062-nucleotide messenger RNA. It is a transcript of the gene PCP1, whose product is annotated as rhomboid protease PCP1. The transcript has a single exon. The record is from RefSeq and is a predicted model, not a curated record. Gene Ontology annotation, molecular function: serine-type endopeptidase activity. Gene Ontology annotation, cellular component: membrane. Bases 1 to 1062 code for a protein of 353 amino acids. Lineage: Eukaryota; Fungi; Ascomycota; Saccharomycetes; Saccharomycetales; Saccharomycetaceae.
AUGCUCAAUAGAUUGCCAGGACUUGGGUUUACUCCAAUUAAUGCCACUCUUAGAACCCUUCAUUUUAUUGGAGGGAAAUCUCAAUCUAGAAUUUUAAACUACAGAAGCAAGACAUCUUUACAUAUUUUUCCAACGCCAAAAGAUAAAAGAAGCACAAAAAUUGGUAGUCAAAUUUCUAUUAUUAAUCAAGUUAAUACUAUUAAAAUCUUAUCAAAGAACAAGCUACUACAGCAUAUUAAAUUUUGUAGAAAUUUUGGUCAUGGUUUUAAUGAUAGAUACAUUAGACUAAAUCGUUUCCAACAAUUCCAAAGAACCUCUAUGAAUUCUAAUUCUAACUCUAUUGGGAAAAUUACAAUAUUGGGUCUAGGUCUAAUGAUAGGUAUAUAUUUUGGUUCCCCCUUCUUGUUUAACAAUGUGCCCCCCUUCACUUACUUCAGAACUAGGCCACGUGAAUUGGUAUAUACAUUAUUGGGUAUAAAUUGUGCUAUCUUUGGGUUAUGGCACGUACCAAGGUGCUGGAAAUUUUUACAAAAGUAUAUGUUGUUGCAAAAGACAAAUAUUCAAAGCAAAUGGUCUAUUAUCGGUAGUUCAUUUUCUCAUCAAGAAUUUUGGCAUUUAGGUUUCAAUAUGCUAGCAUUAUGGUCAUUUGGUAUCUCAUUAGCAAACAUGUUGGGUGUUUCUAACUUCUUUUCGCUAUAUAUGAAUAGUGCUAUUGCUGGCUCGUUAUUUUCUUUAUGGUACCCAAGGAUAGCCCGUUUAGCUCUGAUGGGACCAAGCCUUGGUGCAAGUGGUGCUCUUUUUGGUGUAUUAGGUUGUUUCUCUUAUCUGUUUCCGAGUGCAAAGAUUCUACUGUUCGUCUUUCCAAUUCCAGGUGGUGCUUGGGUCGCCUUUCUGGCAUCUAUGGUUUGGAAUGCAGCUGGAUGUGGUUUAAGAUGGGGUUCUUUAGACUACGCUGCACAUUUAGGUGGCUCAUUGAUUGGUAUUGCUUAUGGUUGGUCUAUUAGCAAAACAAUGAAAAAGCAGCGUGCAGAAAGGAUCGAAAGGUAUUCAAGAUGGUUUUAA